Messenger RNA from Manihot esculenta (cassava), 1394 nucleotides. RefSeq names its product protein LSD1. The transcript is spliced from 8 exons. The record is from RefSeq and is a predicted model, not a curated record. NCBI's taxonomy places the organism in Eukaryota, Viridiplantae, Streptophyta, Magnoliopsida, Malpighiales, Euphorbiaceae. Bases 438 to 965 code for a protein of 175 amino acids.
CCCCACCUGUGCUACGAUAGAGUACAACCAGUUUUGCAAGGAAUUUCUCCAAAAGAGAAGUUUCCGUUUAUUUGUUGGUCGUUCACAAAUUCUAUUCAAUCCCAUUCUCAAUUCCAUCCCCAUACGUAUUCUCAAUCUCCAGUUAUAUUCAGAAACAAAUUUCAACAAUCCACAUUUUCUACAUAAGCCCCUCUUCAUUUGUCCUUUUCUUUUCAACCCAAUAUCAUAUUUUAACGAAUUAUUUAAAAAAUCCAUUUGAUUUUGGGUCCUUAGCUUCCAACUAAUCUCCUCGGUUUCGUCAAUCACCGGAUUGUUCUUGUCUCGAUAAUUUUCUACCGUUGUUCUUGUCAAAGAUAGAGAAUUGGGAGUUAAACUCUUACAUUUCGAUUGCUUCUGUAAAGAGUGCAAGGCGAUUCUUCUUUUGAAGCAACUCAGCUAUGCAGGGCCAGCUUCAGUGUAGCGGGUGUAGGAACAUUCUUCUUUAUCCAAGGGGAGCAGCAAAUGUCUGUUGUGCAUUAUGUAAUACAAUCAAUUUUGUCCCUCCUCCUCUAGGGAUGGAAAUGUCACAUCUUAUAUGUUUAGGUUGUCGGGCAUUGCUGAUGUAUCCACAUGGGGCAACAAGUGUAAGAUGCUCCUGUUGUCACACUACAAACCCUGCGCCAGUAUCUAGCCAAGUUGCUCAAAUCAAUUGUGGAAACUGCCGGACAACACUCAUGUAUCCAUAUGGAGCUCCAUCUGUCAAAUGUGCUAUCUGCCAAUAUGUUACUAAUCUUAGUAUGGCUAAUUUGAGAGUUCCGCUUCCUGCUAAUAGACCUAAUGGUACUACUGGAAUGAUACCGUAUACUUCAACAUCAACACCCCAUUCUCAAACUCAAACUGUUGUUGUGGAAAACCCUAUGUCUGUCGAUGAAAGGGGAAAACUGGUGAGCAAUGUUGUUGUUGGUGUAACAACAGAACGAAAAUAACACGCUUUAUUUAGAGAUCUUGCUGUUCAUAUGGUAUCAAACACUCAAUAUGGAAUUUGAUUGUGUAUAUUUUGUUGGAGAACCAAGGUUAACAUUAAUCUUUUGAAACUAUUGCACAUAUAUAUAUAUAUAGCUGUCAGAGAAAUUUAAAGUGUGAUGUGCAUUGUGAGCAUGAGAAUUCAUUGCCAAAUUGAAGUAUUGUAAGUGACUGUGUUUUAACAAAAGUAAAGAGCUUUGGAGCGAUUUAAGGUGAACUUGUUGACUCCGUUUAGUAUGCCAGUAAAUGCUAAACAGGGGGGUUCUUCUCUUCUCCAUGCUUUACCUAAGCUUUUACUGUGUAAAAAUUCUAAACCAGCUACUAGACUUGGUGUCCAAUGUAAGGUUUUGCUUUGUAUGAGGUUUAAAUUAUUUAAUUACUUUGAAGUUUUA